GUAAUCUUUUUGGUAUCCCAACAGGUCAGAGGUCGGGCGCAUGCGCAAAUCUUUUGUGCGUCUCUAGCUAACUAGCUGAUUCAUUUCGCAAAAACCAUCACACUGUUUGAUUUUCCUUCUACACGAUGGCUGCAAGAUAUGAUAGAGCUAUUACUGUCUUUUCUCCAGACGGCCAUCUCUUUCAAGUAGAGUAUGCACAAGAAGCUGUAAAGAAAGGUUCCACUGCGGUGGGAAUCAGAGGCAAAGAUAUUGUUGUCCUUGGCGUGGAAAAGAAAUCUGUAGCGAAGUUGCAGGACGAAAGAACUGUCCGCAAAAUCUGUGCACUGGAUGAACACGUCUGUAUGGCGUUUGCAGGUCUGACAGCAGAUGCACGUAUCGUGAUAAACAGAGCUCGAGUUGAAUGUCAGAGUCACAGGCUAACAGUUGAAGAUCCAGUCACAGUGGAAUAUAUCACACGAUACAUUGCCACACUGAAACAGCGCUACACCCAAAGCAACGGCCGCAGACCGUUUGGAAUCUCUGCGUUAAUUGUUGGCUUUGAUUAUGAUGGCACCCCCAGGCUGUAUCAGACGGACCCAUCAGGAACCUACCACGCCUGGAAGGCAAAUGCGAUUGGCCGCAGCGCAAAAACUGUGAGAGAAUUUCUGGAGAAGAAUUACACAGACGAAGCCAUAGCUGGAGAUAAUGAGGCAAUCAAGUUGGCCAUCAAAGCUUUGCUUGAGGUCGUCCAGUCAGGAGGAAAGAAUAUUGAGCUUGCCGUCAUCCGGCGAAAUCAACCACUAAAGAUUUUGGAGUCAAAGGAAAUCGAGACACUGGUGGCUGAAAUCGAGAAAGAAAAGGAGGAAGAGGCAGAGAAGAAGAAGCAGAAAAAAUCCACUUGAAACGCUUUGGUCCUUUUUGCCACUUGGAUGGAAAAGCAUAUUUGGGUUUCAAAUGUCAGGUUUAUUCCUAAAUGUCACUGUAAAAGCCUGAAUCAUAACUUGCUGCAGUGUUUUCAUAGAUUUUUGGGUCAUGCUUUAGCAGCUACAAGAAAAGCCAAUAAACAGAUCACAGUUUGCUUGGAUCUCAAGUUAAGAUGUAGGUCUCUUCAACUCAAAUCAUCAAUACAAGUGGACUUGUUUGUAUCUUAUCUGCAAAAUUCAUUUCUUAAAUAAAUUUACAAAGUGA
Messenger RNA from Oryzias latipes (Japanese medaka), 1167 nucleotides. RefSeq names its product proteasome 20S subunit alpha 8 (gene psma8). The record is from RefSeq and is a predicted model, not a curated record. Gene Ontology annotation, biological process: ubiquitin-dependent protein catabolic process. Gene Ontology annotation, cellular component: proteasome core complex, alpha-subunit complex; proteasome core complex. NCBI's taxonomy places the organism in Eukaryota, Metazoa, Chordata, Actinopteri, Beloniformes, Adrianichthyidae.